This is a messenger RNA of Fusarium poae, 3249 nucleotides long. RefSeq lists its product as uncharacterized. The record is from RefSeq and is a predicted model, not a curated record. The transcript is spliced from 8 exons. Gene Ontology annotation, biological process: double-strand break repair via homologous recombination. NCBI's taxonomy places the organism in Eukaryota, Fungi, Ascomycota, Sordariomycetes, Hypocreales, Nectriaceae. Gene Ontology annotation, molecular function: four-way junction helicase activity; 3'-5' DNA helicase activity. Gene Ontology annotation, cellular component: cytoplasm; chromosome. Bases 1 to 3249 code for a protein of 1082 amino acids.
AUGAAAAAUAAUACAGUGGACCAGAUAAUUCAGCUUUGCGAGCAGCUUGAUGUCCUGCUUUGUCUGAUCUGCGAGGCAGCUAUCAAACCCGAGGUCGAUAAGGUGGAAGGUAAGCGCGGACGGGAGUACGUAAUGCUUCAGUCACUGCGCAAAGCCCCGCAUGCAAGGUACUGGAUCGUCAACCCAGCGCGGGGCGCCGAAACCACCGACGCCGAUGGCGAUCCGGCCACUGAACGCGCUGACGAUGGCGUAACUGCUGGGGAUGCUCUACUACUGCAGACCGUCCGGGCAUGUGAGAAGGAUCUAAAGAAGGCAGAGACGGAACGGCAACGUCAGGUAGAGGCACCAGGCGGAGUCGACACCGAGUCGAGAUGGGUGCAGUUUAUGAAAUGGUCGGCGCACUUGCAGCAGAGGGACAAACCGACGCUGUACCAGGCGGGGCUAUCACCGGCUUCUGCCGCAGUCGAGCAGCGGAUGUGGCCCCGCGAGCGCCGUGAAGCGAACCAGAGGCUACGUGAGCUGACCGAGAGUUUCCGGCGCGAGCUUGGCCGUUGUAUGGAGAGGCUGGAUAGGGUGCCGGACGAAACGCUCGAGUGGCUCGGCAGCAUUGACCAAGCCGGUAUCGACCCUGUUCGGCCGAAAGCAGCAGUCAGAUACGAUGGACAGGCGCUUGGGCGCGAUGGGGCCAAGGCAGAGCACGGUAUCCGAUUUACGGAAGAGCAGUGGAAUUCCCUGGCUGACAUCGUCCAGCGACUUGAUACUGUUGUCGACAAGAAGAAGAGGCAGGGCAGCAGCAGAGGAGAAGAAGAAGAAGAAGAAGAAGAAGACCCCGAUAAGGAGGCACUUGAUGAGGCUGUCUUCGACUUCUGCAUCAAGUCGAUUAAGCAGAAGCUUGGGAAGAAGCAGUACUACAACCCGCUGCUCCACUUCACGGCUGUACUGGGUGUCAAGGAGGAUGGCAUGGAGCACUUCUUUGAGGACGACCCGUACGACUCCGACGACUCGAAUUGCGACACGAGCUUUGCGGCUAUCGAUCGGUUCCAGAAGGGUCAUCGCGACUGGCUCGCAACCGGCUCGUAUACACCGUUCAGUGCUAUUAUCCAGUGGAUGACGUACGGGAGGGGCUACCGUAAUCAGGAAGGUGGGCAAGCGCGGGUGCUAUGGGACAGUAAUGGCAUGACGCUCAACUAUCUGGGCGACAAGAUCACCGUAAACAGCUUUCAACGGGCAGCACAGGCAUUCGUGCGAGAAGCGGAGGGCUGGCUCGACAAGCUUAUGGACGGACAAUGGAGUCAGAUCCGCGAAACAAUACGGCUACAGGACAUCGCCGAUAGCUUGGUGUUUGAGGGCCCAGGGCGGUCAUUUGCGACGAACCGGAAGAAUGCAUGGCUCAAGCCGGGUGCAGAGAAGUUAACGAGGCUGUUGGGCACGACGCUGUGGAAGAUCGUCGAUGCAGGGAACGGCGGUAGUCGGGUCGAGUGCCGUAAACGGGCGAUGGAUGAGUAUCUUGGCUGGCUGCGGCAGUUCCGGUCAAGUAUGUUCCCGGUUGUGCAUCACUGCGAUACCGAUCAGCUGCCGAAGAACGUGUUUGUCUUUGACGGGCAGGUGGUGCUCAUCACAGACCGGGACAAAAGCAAGGGAUUGAAUGGCAAGCAAGGCCGAAAGGUAGCGCGUUUCUUGCCUGAGGGCCCAAGCUUGAUGAUGGUGGCAUAUGUCGCAUGGCUGCUGCCGUUUGAGAAGGUGCUGCAUCGGCUCUCUGGCAUUCGAGGCCCGUCCGAAGCGAUCAGCCCGUGGCUAUGGAAGUCGGCCGAGAAGGGGAUCUGGGACACGGCAAAGCUGAGCAAGCAGCUCGCGCUUGUCACAGGUGUACAGAUUGGGGUUCAGCUAACUGUUUCAAGCUACCGGCAUGUAGCUAUUGAGAUGGGUCGUCGAAUCAAGGGAUUAAUUGUUCAGCAAGUUGAACUGGAAGCCGCCGUGGCGGACAGCGACGACGAGGCGGCCGAUCCGUUAACUGGAGAAGCACACCGACGACCGAAAGUUGAGUAUGUAUGGGACAUCCAAGCGACACACGGAAGUCGAAUCGCACGGAAUCACUAUGCCGUCAAUCUUCAAUUUCCGAGUCAGUUGCAGCCGGAGAUGUUGUCAAAUUUCCGGGAGAUCAGCCGUCUGUGGCAUGAAUUUCUGGCCCGAACUGAUGGUGAUUUCGGUGACAGGAAACGCCGGGCUCAUGACGACGAUAUUAUGCCGGUAGUCGACAGAUCAGCAAAGAGGCAAAGGCUUGCUAUAGACCGAGAGGUACCAGGCAACUUCACCGAGACUCCCGCUGGAUGGCGACUUGGCCCCCGCUAUGAGGAUGCAGAGAUAGAUGCUGGGCUGAAGCGUAUGCUAGGCGAAGACGCAGGAUGGAAGACGGCGCAGCAGCGCGAUGGCAUGUACCGGAUUAUGCGACUAGAGAAUGACGGCAUCCGGAGCGAGUUGCUUAUCGUGGUGCUGCCGACAGGCGGUGGCAAAAGCAUUUUAUUUAUGCUGCCGGCUUUAUGGAAGACGAACGAGGCACGGGUGGAGGACCGGGCACGCGAGCUCGGCAUCGAUUGCAUGGAAUGGAGAAACGAUAUCGAUCAAGAGAGGGAUGAACGGCAGCGGGACGCGCGGUUGGUAGUGGUCAGUGCCGAUGUGGCCGUGAGCGAAGGAUUCACCGCAUACGUCGAGAGCAUUCGGGGUCGAGGGUUGCUGGAAAGGGUGUUCUUUGACGAGUGUCACACCGCUAUCAUGGACGUCAGCUACCGAGAGCGGCUAGGGCUGCUAACGGGGCUGCACCGGUUCGGGUGCCCGCUGGUGAUGCUUACUGCGACGCUGCCGGUGUCGAUGGAGGAUUGGUUCCGGGAGCGAAUGCUGGCACAGGACGCAACAAUCAUCCGAGCUCCGACGAUGAGGGUGAAUAUUCGGUACCGAGUGAAGCAGGUAAGGCCGGGGAAGACGGCAAUAGAGGACGGAGUGGUAGCUGCAAUGAAGGCGAUCGAGGAGCGAAUGGAGACAGCACAACGCGGAGUGGUAUACUGCCGCUCGAUCAAGCAGUGUGAGGCAAUAGCUGCGAUGGUUGGCUGCAAAGCGUAUCACAGCAAGCUAACGCGGGAAGCACGAGUUAGUGCAGUGCAAGACUGGGUCGAUGGGCGGGACGGUCAGCGGUGGAUUUCGCGGCAACGACUGGACUGGGGACCGGUGUCGACAUCAGGGGCAUCGUUGGUGUAA